Meloidogyne enterolobii is the source of this 1542-nucleotide messenger RNA. Lineage: Eukaryota; Metazoa; Nematoda; Chromadorea; Rhabditida; Meloidogynidae. The record is from the annotation of a GenBank genome assembly.
AUGAGUAUUUCUGAAUUGCAACAAACUUUUGGAGUGAGUAAACACGAACAUGUGCCAGAUUACCAUUUACUCGAUUUUUUUAAAAGAAUUGAAAAUAAAAAUAAUAAUUUGAGGCAUUUACACUUUAAAGCAUUUAAUUCUUCUUAUUUAAUUCAAUUAAUACCUAAUAAAUUAAUUAGUCCUCAUAUGAUUUCUGUUUUUGAUUCAAAACAACAAUAUGGAUUUCCCUCACAUAUAAAAACUAAUUGCCAUUUUCACGGAAUUGUUUUAACUCACGGAAAUAUAAAAGCUGCUAUUUCUGAUUGUAAUAGAUUAAUGGGGCUUAUAAUUCACGAAGAGAAUUUUCUUGUUUUACAAACUUUGCCAGAACGAGGAAAACCUCAUUAUUUAAUUUUCAAAAGAAAUCCAGCUUUAAUUAAUUUUAAUGAACAUUUUCAACCAUCUUUUUAUCUUAAAGAGAAAUUAACCAAAACAGAAUUUACUAAAAAUGAUUGGAAAAGAAAAACAAGAAGUUUGAAAGAAGCAAAAGAAGAAGAAAUUGACCAACAACAACAAACAAUAAUAAAAGAAGAAGAAUCUUUUUGUGAUGUUGAUAUAAAAAAUAGUGAGUUAUUAUUUAAAGCUGCUGAUGACCCUUCUCCAACUUCUGACAUUAUUUCUUCUUCAAAUUUUGAAAAUAUUGCUUUAGCUUCUUCUAAAAAUAAUCUUCUAAUGCUUCCAGAAAAUAAUUAUUUUCUUCCUCGUUUUUCUGAAUUAACUAAAACAGUUAAAACAACAAUCAACAAUUACACAUUACCUGUAGCCGCAAGACUUGAUUCUCUUUUUAUUUUUCCUCAACUUGACCCAAUUACUUUGGAAAUUGGUCUUUUCUUAGAUUCAAUGCUUUUUGAACAUUUUAAAAAAGAAUUUACAACAGAACCUGAACAACAUUUAACAGAUUUCUCUUUAGCUUUAAUUAAUAAUGUCCACGUUCUUUAUCAACAACCCAGCCUUUCCCCUAAUUUGGAUAUUGUUAUUGUUAGAUUUGAAAUGUGGAAAACACAACCUGCACCUUUGGCAACAGAAAUUCAUAAAAACGGACAAGCACAAACACUGUUGGAUUCUUUUUGUCGUCACCAAGCAAGAAUCAAUCCAGGGACAGAUUUAACACAUCCCGAACAUUGGGAUCACGCUGUUUUACUUACUGGAUAUGAUAUUUAUCAUACAACAUCAAGUGUUGCUGGUGUGGCCCCUGUUGGAAGGAUGUGUGAUGAAUUAUUUGCUUGUUCUUUGGUAGAAGGAUUACAUUUGGGACGUUCUUUUGUUUUAGCACAUGAAAUGGGCCAUAAUAUGGGUAUGGUACACGACGGAGUUCAAAAUCAGUGUGGACGUAGUUGCUGCUUAAUGUCAGCAGUUAAUGGUGCUGGAAAAACAACAUGGAGCAGUUGUUCAGUUCGCGAAUUUAAUGCGUUUUUGUUGCAGAUGGAUGAAAGUGGCAGAGGAAAUUGUCUUAGAGAUUCCUCCGAAUCUAUUGCAAGUAUGCAUUUUAACUUUUACUUAUAA